UCGUUAAGCGUGGUUCGUUAACAAAAUGAGUGUGUCUGUUCAAAUAGAAAAAUUGGGAGAAGACAACUAUGACGUGUGGUCGAUAUCAAUGCGGAGCAUACUCGUCACCCAGGAUUUGUGGAGUGUUGCAAGUGGAAGCAUUACCAAGCCCCUAGACAGUUCGGAGUGUGCCAAUUGGGAAAUUAUUGACCAGACGGCGUUGGCGUCCCUGAUCCUGAACGUGAAGCCGACACAGUUGAUGCAUAUUAAGCACUGCUCUAGUGCAUACUUGGCAUGGCGGAAACUUCGGGAAAUUCAUCCAUCAGGCAGUCCAGCCAAAAAGGUGCAGCUCUAUCAAAAACUUAUGGGGCUAAAUCUGCAUAACGGUGAAAGUGUCAACAGUUAUAUAAACGCAUUUACGGAAACUUCCGAUAAGUUGACCGAACUUGAAAUACGUCUCCAAGAUGAUUUGAAGGUCAUCAUGUUAUUGUCCAAUUUGCCAAGUAGUUGGGAGAGUUUCGUCGUAGCAAUCGAAACUCGGGACAAGUUACCUAGCUUCGACACAGUUAAGGUAAAGCUUUUAGAAGAAGGAGCGAGAAAAGAAGAGAGAGAUAAGAGAGAACGUACUGAUCAAGCGGUAUAUGCACACCGAAACUUUCAAAGUAAGGGUACAGUUUUCAAAAGUCGCGGAAAAGCUAGCAAAGACGAGAAACAAACAAACAUCGCGCGAGAGAUUGCCGAGAUAGUGAGUCUAUCGAAAAACUGCAAUCGAACUGCGAACUGUGUGUAAACAAAACGAAUUUUUAUGGUGUCUUGAUACUGGUGCGACUUCACACAUGUGCUGCAAUUAAAACUUAUUUAGUACAUUUAUCGAAAAGAAAUCAAAGAGAAUGCUUGCGGCGGAAGAGUAUAUAGAAUCUUCGGGUUUUGGCGCAGUUGUGUUCUGCGCGGAAAACGUAAACAUUCGGUUGGAAGAGGUGUUGUUCGUUCCAACGUUGCACAUGAAUUUUUUGUCAGUAAGCCAAGCCGCUGCUUACGGUAA
Messenger RNA from Drosophila takahashii, 1021 nucleotides. Lineage: Eukaryota; Metazoa; Arthropoda; Insecta; Diptera; Drosophilidae. The record is from RefSeq and is a predicted model, not a curated record.